Messenger RNA from Zingiber officinale, 1605 nucleotides. Its product is annotated as bromodomain adjacent to zinc finger domain protein 2B-like. Bases 1 to 1605 code for a protein of 534 amino acids. The transcript has a single exon. Lineage: Eukaryota; Viridiplantae; Streptophyta; Magnoliopsida; Zingiberales; Zingiberaceae. The record is from RefSeq and is a predicted model, not a curated record.
AUGGAUCAUGGGGUGCCGGAAGACAUGAUGCCGAGCAACAUGGGCUCAGGGGUGUUGCUUGGGUUGGACAUGUCGCUGCAUCCGCACCAACAGCAGAUGCAACAGCAGCCGAAGCUUCAUCACCAGCUGGCGCAGCAGCCAGCGCAGCAGCCAGCGCACCAGAUGCUUCAUUUCCAGUCCGCCGGCGACGUAGCAGAGCAUCGCCCAUUAGGCCGUCGCGGUCAAUACUUGUCCCCGUUCGCGCGGGACAAGCAGCAGCCCCCUGCGCAGACGCAACAGCAGCACGUGUUGAGCUCCGAGGAGGAGCCCGGGUACGGCGAGGCUGAACCGGCGGACGACCCGGCGGCACGGCGAUCGCUGACUCAACAGCCACCGCCGGCGUCGCUGUGGCAGAGGAUGAAAUGGACGGACAGUAUGGUGAGAUUGCUCGUCCAGGUGGUGUAUCGCGUCGGCGACGAUGGCGGCGCUGGAGCUGAGAGCGAGCAGCAGCAAAUGGUGGCGGGUAAGGGGAAGAGUAAGGCGGGGACGGCGGCGGCACUGCUGCAGAAGAAGGGGAAGUGGAAGUCGGUGUCUCGGGAGAUGAUGGAGAAAGGGUUUUCGGUGUCGCCGCAGCAGUGUGAGGACAAGUUCAACGACCUCAACAAACGAUACAAGCGGGUGAACGACUUGCUCGGAAAGGGCACGGCCUGCCGCGUUGUGGAGAACCAGGCUCUGCUCGACACCAUGGACCACCUAUCGCCGAAGGCCAAAGAGGAGGCGCGGAAGCUCCUAAAUUCCAAGCACCUCUUCUUUCGCGAAAUGUGCGCCUACCACCACGCCGGAGGCGGUGGCUCCUGCACCGCUGCGGCCAGCGCCCCGCCGCCACCGUCUCAGCAGGUGCCCCCGCCGCCGCAUCAGGAUCCUCAGCAGCGACAUCUCUGUUUCCAUCACCCUCAAGGAAGCCGCUCCGACGGGACCGGCGUGGUCGCUAGCCGAGCCUUGGCCGUGCCGACAGCCACCGACGAAGAGGGGAUGAUGAUGGGCGACGAAGUGGACGACGACGAUGACGUCGACAGCGAGGACGAGGACGGCUUUGACGUCGAAGACGACGAGGACGAUGAGGAUUUGGGAGACGGCAACAACCACAAGCGCCGUCACCACCCGCACAAGCACGACGAGGGGGAGGACGAGGACAGUAAAGAGCUCGUGGCGCCGGGAAAGAAGCAGAGGAGGGCGUCGUCCCAGAUGUCAGGGUCGCCUCCUCUUACCCUGACCCUCUCGUCGCAGUCCGGCACAAUGCAGCAGCUGCGGUCGGAGCUGAUGGCGGCCAUGUCAACGGCCGGCGGAGGCGAACAGCAUCAGUGGCUGCGGAAGAAGGCCGCGGAGUUGGAGGAGCAGCGGGUGGCGUUCCAGUGCCGCGCCUUCCAGCUCGAGCGGCAGCGAUUCAAGUGGCUCCGCUUCUGCACCAACAAAGAGCGCGAGAUGGAGCGCACGAAGCUGGAAAACGAGCGCCUAUGCCUCGAAAACGACCGCAUGCUGCUGCUUCUCCGGCAAAAGGAGCUCGAGCUGAUGCAAGGGGGCUGCGGCACGGCCAAUGCCGAUCACCCUUCUUCCUCCACCGCCUAA